Messenger RNA from Emericellopsis atlantica, 861 nucleotides. RefSeq names its product HIT-like domain-containing protein. Gene Ontology annotation, molecular function: hydrolase activity; RNA 7-methylguanosine cap binding. Gene Ontology annotation, biological process: deadenylation-dependent decapping of nuclear-transcribed mRNA. The transcript has a single exon. NCBI's taxonomy places the organism in Eukaryota, Fungi, Ascomycota, Sordariomycetes, Hypocreales, Bionectriaceae. The annotation marks the transcript as partial. Gene Ontology annotation, cellular component: nucleus; P-body. The record is from RefSeq and is a predicted model, not a curated record.
AGUCUUGUGGGCACCAUUGAUCAGGAGCCGGCUUUACUCGUACUGGAAAGAGCCCCCUUUCCUACCUCCGAGGACUACCUAGCCAGCAUCUCGUCGUCACUCGCCCAACUCAGAAAUCUCGGCGCAAACGACAUUUAUCACUGGUACAUGGCACAGAGUGGCGGGAGCAGGGACAGGAAGGACGAUGAAUUCCACGCAGAUCUCAAGAUCAACCUAAUCUGCCCUUGCACCGACAAGCACGUCAAAAAGUACAGCAAGCAGGGGGUCCGCUUCGUAACCGAGACGCCGUCUAUCUACAAAGACCAUGUUCGGCCGCUGAUGCAGACCAACCGCGACCAGGGUCGACUGAACUGGGUAUUCAAUAUCCUCGACGGGAAGACUGAGGUUGAAGACGUGAUCUUCCGAACCAAACCAUGGGACGUACCUGGACAGGCUGAGGACGACAAGGAAGGGUUUCUGCUGUUGCCCGAUCUGAACUGGGACCGUAAGACCUUGGAUGCGCUGCAUCUUCUUGCCUUGGUGGAGAGACGAGAUCUGUGGUCGUUGCGUGACCUGCGGAAGAAGCAUAUAGCGUGGCUGAAGAAGAUGAAGGAGCAUCUGCUCGACGCCGCGACAGAGACGUAUCCGAGCAUUGAGCGAGACCAGAUCAAGCUCUAUGUGCACUACCAGCCAACGUAUCACCAUCUUCAUAUCCACAUUGUACAUGUGGCGCUGGAGGCUGGCGCGACGCAGGCAACAGGCAAGGCGGUCGGGCUGGAGUCGAUUUUCGAGACGCUCGAGGUGAUGGACGGCGGCAACGAGGACGGUAUGGAUAGGUUGUCGAUGAGUUACACGCUUGGUGAAGCGAGUGAGCUGUGGGAG